CCUACAUUUAUUUAAUAAUUUUGGAGGGAGAAAUAAAGUGGUGGUGUGGAGCAGGGACAUCACACUCUCUGGAGCACAAGCAGGGAGCGCAGCACCUUGUCAGCCGAAUUAAGUUCAUAACAAGCAACCGUCUUCCGGAGAAACGUCGUAUUUUCUACAAAGCGGACCCGACGCGCAUUUUGUUUGUCUGGACUCCAACUGUGUGGUGACCCAAGGAACCAAACACUGGUCACAGAUGGACUGGCUCACACCUGAGAUGUGAAGUGUGUUAUGUGAGCCAAGGUGUUUUCCCACCUCGCUGGUGGUGGGGAGAGAUGCUGCACUCCGUUGCCAUGACAGCAGAGGUUCUCUUUGUUCUCUGGUUCCUGAUGAGCAGUGCCCGGAGUAAUCCUAUAACAACCUUACCCGUUAGCCGGGAACAUCUGGAAAGGGUGCUGACCCAGGCCAAGGAGGACAAAGCGUCCCCUAAGCAGCUGCAACCUGAGGACAACAAUACUUUAGGUCUAAACAGAACUGGUGUGAGCCGUGCCAGACCGAAUCUUAGCUCCCAGUCGCGGUGGUCUAAGGGUGGGAAGUCCCAAGAGCUGUUGACUGAGCAAGACAGCCUGAACCAAAUAGAUGUGGGCCCUACGAGUGACGUCACCCUCUCCUUGGAAGCCAUCGAUGAGUAUGCCUACCCAGACUACAGGGGUAAAGGCUGCAUGGAUGAGAGUGGCUUUGUAUUCGCCAUCGGUGAGCAGUUCACCCCAGGCCCUUCCACGUGCCCUUGCCUCUGUACAGAUGAAGGUCCUCUGUGCAGCAAGCCUGAUUGUCCCAGGGUGCACCCUCGCUGCGUUAAAGUGGACACCAGUCAGUGCUGCCCGCAAUGCAAGGAGAAAAAGAACUACUGUGAAUUUCGGGGAAAGGUCUACGCUUCACUAGAGGAGUUUAAGGUGUCUCCAUGUGAGAAAUGCAGAUGCGAGCCAAGCGGGGAGGUAUUGUGUUCUGUGUCGGCUUGUCCUCAGACAGAGUGUGUUGACCCUGAAUAUGAGCCGGACCAGUGUUGUCCAAUCUGCAAAAGCGGUUACAGGUUGUAGCUAAUACUGCUUGAUGACCCUGUCAAAUGGCGAAACGAAACAAGCCAAAGUGAGAAAAAGCAGUUCUUUUCAGGUGGACUGGUUGUCUGGGUAUGUGCAAACAAAAGAACAAGCAGUGAAACUGGGUGUUUUUUUUCAUUUUCGAAUGAGAAAGGGACGCUUUAUAAAACAUGCUGCAAAGCCAAAGAAGCAAGCACGUUUUGGGAGUGAAAAGUGCGGAGUGAAUAUGUGGUGUAACUGUGCAUGUUUUACUGCCGUGCUUCUUUUUGAUGGCCAGGAAUGGCCAGAGUGUUCCGCUGCCUUUGUGUUGCUGAAGGAACUGGAAGGUCUGUUAAUUUAAUUUAUUUUUAAUUUCAAGUAAAUUUGCAGGAUAAAACAGUGGCACAAUAGGCUGCUUUAAAUCAGAAAGUCAAAUAGGGAAACUAGAAAAUAAAUGGAAAAUGAAAUGAUGAACUAUGGGUUUUCUACAAGAUUAAUGGUUAAUUCCAUGAGAUCAUUGCUUGUUUAGUCUGAGAUUGAGAACGACAUUGUGGAAUCUUCCUUGCUGUCUGUUUGAAACCAGUCAUAUAUAAAAUAUGACAGAAUGGAAGUUCACAGUUCUGAGGUUUUUUAGGAAUUGGACAGGUGCAAGGCUACAGUGUGCACGUCUGAUGCCGCUCACAGAGGUCCAAGGAAUUUUGCCAGGGAUACUAGUUUUUGAGUAUACUCAGAUAUUGUACUUGAAAAAUUUGAUUUAAAAUUAGAUUCUGACUAAUACUACACUUACAUGUAGAGCAUUUCUGCAUUUGUUGCAUUAACUAUAUUCAUCAUUUGAUAUAAAACCAUAGUAGUAGGACAUUGGAUAAAUGUCUUGUUGUCAUUAUCAUCAAAAUAUGUUGUCAAAACCACCUCAAAACACAAUACCUGAAUACAUGCAGGGUGUGACAGACAUUUUAGCAACACAUACCCAUGAUGUCAGCUUUACUGCACAUGCGGUUUUAUGUUUGUAGUAUUUAGCAUUAGAAAUGAGGCUGUGAAACGCUUAUCCCUUACAGAGUACCAAAAUGGAGGAGGAUGUUUGUUGCUUUAAGGUACAAAAUGGAAAAGGAGAUACGAUUUCCUAUUGUCACAAACAAAUACCUAUUAAGAGAUGAAUUUUAAGGAAGGUGAUUAUGAAAUGAUAUGGGGCAUUGGGUUUUGACUGAGCAAUGAUAGGAAAACUAGUGCCAAAAACGGUAUCAGGUAAACGGUGAUUCCCACCAUACAUAUACUGUAGCCUAUGCUUGCUUUGGAAAUUAAUAUUCUUAAUAGUAAUAAUGAUUCUUUAUUUUCAACUAAUUAUUCUUUCAAAAAUGUCAAUCACUGUUUUCCAAACUCAAAGCUAAUAUCUGUGAAUAUCUAGUUUUGCCUAAAGCACAAAGAUAAUACUAGGUUGCUUUUAUGGAUGGCAAAGGAAUUAAAAUAUAUUCACGUUUGUGAGGAUAUUUACAUUUGAAAAACUAUUAAUUGAAUACCAAAAUAGUAAUCGAUUAAUUGGAUGAUUGAUUAAUCAUUGAUUUACUGAUUAAUUGCUGUAGCUCUGUUGUAAACUGUGGACAGAAACAGGUCUUGUCUGGUGACCACAAUCGCAUUUUCAUGUCUUUUCAUUGUUCAUCGAACAACAAACAACAUGAUUCAUACAGUUAUAUACAAUGGAUCUUUAAAAUACAUUCAUUCAUUCAUUCAUUCAUUUUCUACCGCUUUUUCCUCACGGGGGUCGCGGGGGGUGCUGGAGCCUAUCCCAGCUGUCUUUAAAAUACAUUAUAUGACAUUUAAAUAUGAUAUAUACCUAGAUGCUAUGUUUUUCUCACUGAUGUCUCUUUAACUGUGUAUACCAAAUAGAGCAAUAAAAUAUUAUUAUUGACCUUUUUUAUAUGAGACAGAAGUGUUUGACCAACUAAGCUCAAGUGACCUCUCAGGUGCACCAACGUGCCAAAAAUAUUAAUUGCAUGCCUUGCCAUUAAUAGUGAGGACAAAGUUGCAUCAGCACGCAUCCUCGAAUACUCCUGUCACACUUCAGCUACAUCUGUUAAUCACAGAUGGUUGGGGUAAAGGAUAUUUGUUGUAAAAAAAAAAAAGAAAAACACUGACUUUCAGGUCACGCAUUUAUCUUCAGUGUAACAAGCAUUUUGUUUUCGAUCAAGAUCAUAUAAAGUAUGAGGGAAGAUGAUAAAGUGUUCACCUUGCCACGUGUCAGGGCCUGUGGAUGGAAUAAAACACUUUUGUAUUACAAGUGAGGUUAUACAGUAUAUUCAAUAUAUAAUAUAUUCAGUAUUAGAGUUGUAACGUCAGCUUAGUGUUUGGUUUGUACAUUUUUUCCCGCGGGAUGGCAAUGAGUUUGUGCCGGUGUUGGCUCGGGAGAGUUGGGAGAGUAGGGGGGUUGAUAUAAUGACAUCAUUGCCUAGUUUGCAUAAUCAGUUGUGAUGCAUUUGCAUGGAAUUGUAAUGGACAUUGUAGGAGAGAGGAAUAACGUCUUCUGAGACACAAAGUGGAUAAAAUAUAUGACAGCACAACAAAUAUGGUAAGAAAAUACAACAUGGAAUUUGGUCAAUCAUUCACAAUCCUUAUGUGCAAAAUGAACACGUAUUUAUUUCCUUUUUCUGUGCAUUAUAACACGUGUUAAUAUGAGUUAGCACAGAGGUGGGCAAACUUUCUUGACAUGCGGGCCACAAUGGGUUAAAGGGGCCGUCUAUAUAUAGGCAGCAUCAAUCAGAAUGACAUACUUGCUCACGGAGCAAUGAAACAAACACACAAGACAUCCACAACACGUUAACGCAAAACACAUAAAUCAACAGCGCUAAACAUAACAUGUAACUUAAAAAUGUUAUUUCCACAUGCCCUCAACACAUGCUGGGUAGUUCAGCUGCAACGAAGAGCUACCCAGCAUGCCUUGCGGUGGGAAUAUAUGGGUGUUUAGAAAUGCCCAGUGUGCUGGAUUAAGACACAUGGCAGGCGUCAUGUGGCCCGUGGGCCGCAGUUUGCCCGUCCCUGAGUUAGCAUCAAACUAGGUAUUUCCCAUCACGCCCGUUGUUAGCUAGCUCAUAUUAACUCCUUUUCUUAUUUCCCUUUCAAAGGGAAAUAAAUAUGUGUUCAUUUCCCAAACAGUGCAGUUCCCCUUAAAGGUUACAUUUACCUUCAUUGAAAACGGUAGAGUUCACAAACCUUUACUGUGGUUCACGACCACCUUCCUGUUUUCAGUCACAUCAAGAAUCAUGUCCUCAGUAAAGGUAAAAGUAACCUUAAAGUUUCAUCUAUCCCUUUCACUUCACUUUAUUCAUGUGCAUUUACUGUAUAUGAGUUAAUUGUUUCUGCAUGUCAAACUACAAUUGUAAAUCUUGAAAACUGUGUUUUGUGUUAACAUUUUUGGCUUUCUGGAAGAGAUUAGGCUGCACAACGGUCGAGUGGUUAGCGCGCAUACCUCGCAGCUCGGAGACUCUGUGUGGAGUUUGCAUGUUCUGCAUGUGUGGGUUUUGUCCGGCUUCCUCCCACAUUCCAAAAACAUGCUAGGUUAAUUGGCCACUCCAAAUUGUCCAUAGGUAUGAACGUGAGUGUGAAUGGUUGUUUGUCUAUAUGUGCCCUGUGAUUGGCUGUCCACCAGUCCAGGGUGGACCCCGCCUGUUGCCCGAAGACAGCUGGGAUAAGUGGUAGAAAAUGAAUGAAUGAAUGAAUGGAAGAGAUUAAUUAGAUUUGCUGUAUUUCUUAUGGGAAACGAUUCAGUGAACAUCUGUUUCAGUUAGAGUAAUUCUGCAACAAAUUAAUUACCCUAAACAAGGUUCCACUGUCUAUAGACUGUUAUGACAUCCGGGUUCAAAUCUUCAUUGGAACAUCUCCGCGGGGAGGAUGCACGUCUUCCCAUGCGUGUGUGUUUUUUUUCUUUUUUUCAGAUAAUUCCUCCCAUCCAAAACAUGCAUGUUAGGCUAAUUGGAGACUCGAAAUUAUUCACAGUGAGGAAAUGAAGUUGCUUUCUAUAUCUGCCCUGCGAUUGACUGUAGCCUACCUCUCACCCAAAACUCACCUGGGAUAGGCCAUAAGCUAAUAAGGACAAACAAGAUGGAUGUAUGAAAUACCCAACUGUCAUUAAGGGGACCCAUAUGAUCUGUGUGGGAGUUGGCUGCCACUUCCUCCCACAUAACCUGAACCAUGUAUGUAAUAUUCACAUUUUUACAAUAUACACAUUUUUUUUUCUAUUUCCAUAUUUAUCUGAUAAUACAACAAACUCCAUCCA
Messenger RNA from Doryrhamphus excisus (bluestripe pipefish), 5319 nucleotides. The record is from RefSeq and is a predicted model, not a curated record. Lineage: Eukaryota; Metazoa; Chordata; Actinopteri; Syngnathiformes; Syngnathidae.